Molecule: messenger RNA, 3124 nt
Organism: Lepisosteus oculatus (spotted gar)
Lineage: Eukaryota; Metazoa; Chordata; Actinopteri; Semionotiformes; Lepisosteidae
Source: RefSeq, a predicted model, not a curated record
UCCCUAUCUUCCUCUAUCCCAUCACAGAACAGGCUCAGAUUCAGAAUCGCUGACUGUUCAGGAAAAGGGAAAAUGCGCGACACAAAGUAUUAGUCGUGAUAACCGGUGGUGUAAAAUCGCUCUAGUUGACUUGCAGACACUCCCACCUCUAAACAGGUGUUCCCUUCUGGAGAGCGCCGGAAGAGAGACUCGGACGGGAUUGGCCACCGUGCUUUCGCUCUCUUGCAUUGGCCUCAAGGCGUGUGCUUUCGGAAUCAAAGCCGAAACAUUUUUUUUACCAAGUUGCUUGUGAAGGUUGACUCAAUAAGGAAGCGUGGAGCAUGUGAAGAUCAUUUCAGAUUUUUUUUCCCUCCCGUGAAUCUCGAUUGUUGUAUACGCUUGUAUUAUUACGCAGAAAUGUACGUCUGUCAGGGAAAGUAAGGGCACAUCAACCGAGUAACUGAGGCACGAAUUGUACCUUGAACUGCAGGCAGUGGAAGGAAAGGUUGGACUCUACUGGUGCUUGAAGUACUGUACCGGUAUAAAACAUGGGAAGGAGACGCAUAGAUACCUACAAAGAAGAUUUUACUUUUGUCAGCCGGAUAGUUAAAUAUCUGCUUUUUAUUUUUAACAUGAUCUUUUGGAUAAUUUCAUUGGUAAUGAUUUCAGUUGGUGUGUAUGCAAGAUUAAUGAAGCAUGCAGAAACCGCUAUGGCGUGCCUUGCUGUGGACCCUGCCAUCUUGUUAAUGAUCAUUGGAAUAUUAAUCUUCCUGAUCACAUUCUGCGGCUGCAUCGGCUCCCUGAGAGAGAACAUCUGCCUCCUUCAGACCUUCUCCAUCUGCCUGACGAUCAUCUUCCUGCUGCAGCUGGCUGCCGGGAUCCUGGGGUUUGUCUUCUCUGAUAAGGCACGGGGGAAGGUGACUGAAGUGAUCAACAAUGCAAUAGUUCAUUAUCGGGAUGAUCUGGACCUGCAAAACCUUAUUGAUUACGGUCAGAAAGAGGUAACAAGAAGACUGAUGCAUGUACUCCUGGUGGUGCAGGCGGUGAUCAACACCAUGUGUGGCCAGGGGAUGCAGGACCUGAACUACCAGCAAGCGGAGGCCUUCAUCCACACCAAUGGCUGCAUUGACAAGCUGGUGAACUGGAUCCACAGCAACCUGUUCCUGCUGGGAGGCAUAGCGCUGGGACUCGCCAUUCCACAGCUGGUUGGGAUCCUCCUCUCCCAGAUCCUGACCAAUCAGAUCAAGGACCAGAUAGAGCUGCAGAAAUACAACAUGCAGCACCGCUCUGACCCCUGGCAUUGACAUCUCUGAUGCAACACGGACUACUGUACCUCUUCUCACAGACUGUUGUAGCCCUUUUUCUCAGUUUUUACUCUUUUAACUGUUAAGAGGACCGGCUGAGCUACAGGCAUGCAGUGCUGUGGACAUUAUCAGGGCAGAUCCUUGAUUUCAGGUUAUCCUCCUUCUGUGUUGUCAUAGCUUUCAUGCAAGACAUCCCUGUUUUAAGCAAAGGUCCUGUGUCAGGUGGAUGAGAGUAGUGAACAGUAGCAGGCUGCUCUGUCUGGUCGUGAGUCCCAGAGAUAUACAGAAUUUCCAAAAGCACAUAUACUGUAAGUCUGAAAGAGGAAAACAAGUUGUACUGUUGAAUGCUGAGGCCCUUGGCUCUGGUGGAGAGAUUAUGGCAGUAAUGAAAGCACCAGUGGUGUAAACAUCCAGCACUGUGAAAACAUCCAGCACCUGGAAAGGAAUAAUGCAGAAUUAUGCACAUGAUUAAAGAAGAAAAUGCGUAUUUCUUACACCUAUGUUUGACAUUGUGAGCGGGCUUGCAGUUUUUUAUAAGAUGUCUAAAAAACACAGAAGGAGAAAUUAGAUACAAAGGGAAUUGGUCUCUUAACCUUUUCUGUACUGUUUCUUCUUGAUCAGUUACAUUUUCACUGCCAUGUUGCAGGAAGCAUCACUUGCCUUUUGUGAGAAGUGUAGGGAUGGUUUGAGUGUAUACACUAUUCUUGCUGUUCAUUACCAGAACACGGUAUUUAAGUGCCUACAUAACUAAAACAGACUUUAAAAUAUGCUAAAAAAAAUUAAAUCAAAGACAGUAUUUAAAAAUCUUGCAUUAGUACAGUAAUUUCAAGCUUGAAGUACUGAAAACUUAUAAAUGUAAGAAAACGUUACAAAUGAGAAAAGGCCAUUUGGCCCAUCUGCAGUACAACGUUUUAUAGUUAAUAGGUGAUCAAUCCAUGGAUCUCAUCCAGGCAUUUUUCAAAAAAGGUCAGGCUUCAACAAGAUGACUGAGUGGUUUGUUCCAUUCAUCAACAGCGUGGUGUAAGGAAUGCCUCUCUUCUGUUCUCAGUUUUAAGUAAACUUCCAUAUAAUUUAUACAAUGCUGCCUUUAAAGCAAAACUAAUGCUGGACAGCCAUGACCCCCGAAUUUCCUGUAACACGUUCUGUUUUAAUUGAAGUUUUGCCCACAUUAUUGGUAAAUAAACUUUUUCUUGUUGUCUCAUGCCCCUGUAUACUCUCUUGACAGGCUAUUUCUAUCAAAGCUCUUAUGUGAAAUAUUUAUCAGUAUGUUUCAUUAUUUCAGCUGUCCUUUUUAUUCUUUUUUUCAUAACUUAUCCUAUGUAUUACAGCUGUAAAUUUUACCAUGUAAGUACAAAGGUUGUACAGCCUUUUUGAAAAGCCCUCAUAAAACUUCAGAAAGAUUGUGUAAGAUAAUGUUUGCGAUGUUAGAACUUCGUUACAUUAGUGUUUUUGUACAUUUUUGAAUGACUUUUCCUAUAGACAUGAAAUACAAUUUAAUGAAAUAAAAAAUUGGCUGAAUGACAUCCUCUUGGUUGGGCGUAAUGUUCAGCACUCAGGCAGUUAAAGUUGUAACUAUUGCUAAAACAUGAACUAAAAAGACAGAUUAGAUCAUUAUUAAUGUUUUUCUUUUAAUAAAGAAUGAGUUCUAUGAAGAACUGUUUAAGUUCGGUUGUAUAUAUCUUCUGUUUUUAAUAUUUGCCAUGUAUGUUCUCUAUUUAUUACUUUUAAACCACAGUUUUAACCUCGAACUAAAAAAAACUCAUUAUAUGCUGAGCCUCAAAAUAAACUUACCACUUGUAACUGCAACAAUGUCUCAAAGUUAUCUGAAAAAUGAAAGUCGU